This is a messenger RNA of Daphnia magna, 1211 nucleotides long. RefSeq lists its product as uncharacterized. NCBI's taxonomy places the organism in Eukaryota, Metazoa, Arthropoda, Branchiopoda, Diplostraca, Daphniidae. The record is from RefSeq and is a predicted model, not a curated record.
CCGGAAUCCAUUAAACGAAGUUUAAAUAACCUCUUUGCGGUUUACAUUAAAACCGGUUUUCUUAAUGAGGCGGAGAAUACAAUUAACAUCGUUUUCAUUUCUGGAAAUAGAGACGGUGAUCGAUACGCCACUUUGGAAAAGCUUCAAUUGGUGUUGGCGUUGGAAUCGAGCUCGGCUACUAAACCCAUCGGUGCAUCAGAUGGUGAUGGUAGUGCAUCGACCGAUGACGCAGUCAUUUCAGCCGGAGAAUUACAUUCGUGUUGCUGUUUGUUGCCGUGCCCGCCGGAGUGUACCAGGAAUCGAACCAAAUCUCAGGCGGACAGUUCUAGUAGCACCAAUAAUCUCUCGGCUUUACACGCAGCUCUUCUUGAAGCCGCUGACCGACAUGCAGAUGAACAGCGGGCGGCUAUUAUACUCGUCGCUCGGAUCGACGAUAUCCUGCGCAGCGGGAUAGACGUCAAUGUGACGGACGAAAGGGGCGAAACGGCUCUGUCCUACGUCAAAAUUCUAUUGAGAAAAGGUUGCUUCCGGCUGGCACACCAGAUUGCGUCCCACCUGCUGGAUCAUGGCGCUCUAAUCGACGCUGAAGACAACGGCCAACAAACUUUAUUGUCGCAUUCCGUGGCAGCCCUGGAUGGAGCUUCCGAUUUAACGCGUUUGCUUCUCAACCGCGGAGCGGAUGUUUGGCACCGCAACGCAACCGGAGGCGACAGUCCAUUUGGUUCUUUCUUGCAGGCCAUUGUAAGAUGUCGAUGCGUUACUGGGGCUACAAUCACUGCCGAUUUACUCGGUCGUACUAUGGGCAGCCGUCCGGAAGCUUUCAAGGCACUUGUUCUGCGCUCCAUGUUGCGUCACGGACGUUUUAUCCGCGUCCUCGGACCCGUUUUCGUUCAGCUCAAAUCCAUUCUAUCGCCCUACUGGAGACAGCCGCAACCGUUACGCUACGCCGCCUGGACGGUUAUCCGCCGACACUCUUCGCCAGUCAAAAGCUGGGCAAGAGAAUUACAGCAGAUGGGACUUCCCCCAUCAGUCCUACGCUAUCUUACAAUGGAGGAUUAAUAGCAAAUUAAAUUAUCAUUACUUGUUUUCGUAUUGAGUUCAAGAACUUGAGCUCCGCUUGUGUUUGUUGGUCGGUAUUUUCUUGUACAGAAGUAACAAAACGUUAUUUGUAAAUAGCCGUUAUAUGUAUGAAAUAAAGAAAUGAAAAAUUG